AUGAGUGCUAGCGGCCCGGGGGCUCCUGGGGACGGCCCCGCGCUGCCGCCGCCGCCUGGGCCCGGGCCCACACCGCCUGCUCCCGCUGCCGCUGCCCGGGACGCUAUGGACGGGCGCGCCGAGCUGCCUGCCUUCCCUCGUACUGGAGCCCCGCCGCUCGCGGCCAGCGACACUGUGCCCGCUGCACCCGAGGGGGCUGGAGCGGCCCGGCCCGCCGCGCCCCCGCGCCCCACCUCCUUUUCGGUGCUGGACAUCCUGGACCCCAACAAGUUCAAUAGUAGGAGGCGUCGCUGCGUGCUGCUGGGUGCCGUGGCGCCCACUGCGUGCGCCCCGUGCGCCCCUGCCCCUGCCACCUCCGGACGCCCGCCGCGUGCAGAGGAGCUGGAGCGCCGCGCCCUCGCCGGCGCCGCCGGUGAAGUCGGAGCCGCGGGAGCCGAGCCGCCUAAUGCCGGCGACCCCUACAAGGCGGACGAGGCGGAGGGCAACGGCUACGGCAGCGGCGCCGGCGGCCGCAGCCCGAGCGCGGACAGCGGGGACGAGGCGCCCGACGACGACGAGGACGAGGACGAGGCGCGGGAGACAGAAGCGGCGCGCGGCGCGGAGGAGGUGCGGGGAGGCGGCGGCGGCCUCGGGGCCCGCGGGUCGGGCUGCCCCGGCGCGGCGGAGGCCGAAGGGCCCCCCGGCGCCAUUGAUGAGGUCGGCGCCUCCGGACCCUGCGGGAACUCGCCCGGAGCCCCGGGCCCUGCUGUAGCCUCAGCGGCGGCGGGGGCCGCAGGGACGACCCCGCAGAGCUCGGCGGCCGUGGCGAAGCCCAAGCGGAAGCGCACGGGCUCUGACUCAAAGUCGGGGAAGCCGCGGCGCGCGCGCACCGCCUUCACCUACGAGCAGCUCGUGGCGCUGGAGAACAAGUUCAAGGCGACGCGCUACCUCUCGGUGUGCGAGCGCCUUAACCUGGCGCUGUCCCUGAGCCUCACCGAGACGCAGGUGAAGAUCUGGUUCCAGAACCGCCGAACCAAGUGGAAGAAGCAGAACCCGGGCGCCGACACGAGUGCGCCGACCGGUGGCGGCGGGGGACCCGGGCAGGGCGCGGGGCCGGGCACCGGGCUGCCCGGCGGCCUCAGCCCGCUCAGCCCUUCGCCGCCCAUGGGCGCGCCGCUCGCCAUGCACGGCCCGGCUGGGUACCCGGCGCACGGCCCCGGCGGCCUGGUGUGCGCCGCGCAGCUGCCCUUCUUGUCGAGCCCGGCCGUGCUCUCGCCCUUCGUGCUGGGCUCGCAGACCUACGGUGCGCCCGCCUUCUACGCGCCGCACCUCUGA
Lemur catta (Ring-tailed lemur) is the source of this 1314-nucleotide messenger RNA. RefSeq names its product NK1 homeobox 1 (gene NKX1-1). Gene Ontology annotation, molecular function: DNA-binding transcription factor activity, RNA polymerase II-specific; RNA polymerase II cis-regulatory region sequence-specific DNA binding. The transcript has 2 exons. Gene Ontology annotation, biological process: cell differentiation; regulation of transcription by RNA polymerase II. The coding region runs from base 1 to 1314 and encodes 437 amino acids. The record is from RefSeq and is a predicted model, not a curated record. Lineage: Eukaryota; Metazoa; Chordata; Mammalia; Primates; Lemuridae. Gene Ontology annotation, cellular component: nucleus.